GGGGCACGUUCAGGGAGGGCGCCGGGGCACGCGAGUGUCUAAGCUGCCUUUCUCCUCCGGUUGCUAGGGAAAUGGUCCAGGAGUGCCGGCUGUGAGCUUCCCCUCUCGUCAAGCCUGAGACUGCGGUUGUCAUUGAUCAACUGAAGAAGCAGGACCCGAAAUUACAGACAUUAGCAAUGAUGUGUGAAGUGAUGCCCACGAUUAAUGAGGACACCCCAAUGAGCCAAAGGGGGUCCCAAAGCAGUGGCUCAGACUCAGACUCCCAUUUUGAGCAGCUGAUGGUGAAUAUGCUAGAUGAAAGGGACCGUCUUCUAGACACCCUUCGGGAGACCCAAGAAAGCCUCUCACUUGCCCAGCAAAGACUGCAGGAUGUCAUCUAUGACAGAGAUUCGCUCCAGAGACAGCUCAAUUCAGCCCUGCCACAGGAUAUCGAAUCCCUAACAGGAGGGCUGACUGGUUCUAAGGGGGCUGAUCCACCGGAAUUUGCUGCACUGACAAAAGAACUCAAUGCUUGUAGGGAACAACUUCUAGAAAAGGAAGAAGAAAUUUCUGAACUGAAAGCUGAAAGAAACAACACAAGACUGUUACUGGAGCACUUGGAAUGCCUGGUGUCACGACACGAAAGGUCGCUAAGAAUGACGGUGGUAAAACGGCAAGCCCAGUCCCCCUCGGGAGUGUCCAGUGAAGUCGAGGUUCUCAAGGCACUGAAAUCUUUGUUUGAGCACCACAAGGCCUUGGAUGAAAAGGUAAGGGAGCGACUGAGGGUUUCUUUAGAAAGAGUCUCUGCACUGGAAGAAGAACUAGCUGCUGCUAAUCAGGAGAUUGUUGCCUUGCGUGAACAAAAUGUUCAUAUACAAAGAAAAAUGGCAUCAAGUGAGGGGUCCACAGAAUCAGAACACCUUGAAGGGAUGGAACCUGGUCAGAAAGUCCAUGAAAAGCGUUUGUCCAAUGGUUCUAUAGACUCAACUGAUGAAACUAGCCAAAUAGUCGAACUACAAGAAUUGCUUGAAAAGCAAAACUAUGAAAUGGCUCAAAUGAAGGAACGUUUAGCAGCACUCUCUUCCCGAGUGGGAGAGGUGGAACAGGAAGCAGAGACAGCAAGAAAGGAUCUCAUUAAAACAGAAGAAAUGAACACUAAAUAUCAAAGGGACAUUAGGGAGGCCAUGGCACAGAAGGAAGAUAUGGAAGAAAGAAUCACAACCCUUGAGAAACGUUACCUCAGUGCUCAGAGAGAAUCUACCUCCAUACAUGACAUGAAUGAUAAAUUAGAAAAUGAGUUAGCAAAUAAAGAGGCCAUCCUACGGCAGAUGGAAGAGAAGAACAGGCAGUUACAAGAGCGUCUUGAGCUGGCUGAGCAAAAGUUGCAGCAGACUAUGAGGAAAGCUGAGACCUUACCUGAAGUAGAGGCUGAACUGGCUCAGAGAAUUGCAGCUCUGACAAAGUCUGAUCCAACCUCUUCUACCUCAUCUGAUGAUUAUCAAUAUGUUAUGGAAGCUAAACUACAAGAAAUGAUCUCCAUACGUAGGAAGGCUGAAGAGAGACAUGGAAACAUUGAAGAACGCAUGAGACAUCUAGAAGGUCAACUUGAAGAGAAAAAUCAAGAACUUCAAAGGGCUAGGCAAAGAGAGAAAAUGAAUGAGGAGCACAACAAAAGACUAUCUGAUACGGUGGACAGACUUCUGACUGAAUCUAAUGAACGCUUACAACUACAUUUAAAGGAAAGAAUGGCUGCCCUAGAGGAGAAGAAUGUUUUAAUUCAAGAAUCAGAAACUUUCAGAAAGAAUCUGGAAGAAUCUUUACAUGACAAGGAAAGAUUAGCAGAAGAAAUUGAAAAGCUGAGAUCUGAACUUGACCAAUUGAAAAUGAGAACUGGCUCUUUAAUUGAACCCACAAUAUCAAGAACUCAUCUAGACACCUCAGCUGAGUUGCGGUAUUCUGUUGGAUCCCUAGUGGACAGCCAGACUGAUUACAGAACAACUAAAGUAAUAAGAAGACCCAGGAGAGGUCGCAUGGGUGUACGACGAGAUGAGCCAAAGGUGAAAUCUCUUGGGGAUCAUGAGUGGAAUAGAACUCAGCAAAUUGGAGUGCUAAGCAGCCACCCUUUUGAAAGUGACACUGAAAUGUCUGAUAUUGAUGAUGAUGACCGAGAAACUAUUUUUAGCUCAAUGGAUCUUCUCUCGCCAAGUGGUCAUUCUGAUGCCCAGACUCUAGCCAUGAUGCUUCAAGAACAGUUGGAUGCCAUCAACAAAGAAAUCAGGCUAAUUCAGGAAGAAAAAGAAUCUACAGAGUUACGUGCUGAAGAAAUUGAGAAUAGGGUGGCUAGUGUGAGCCUGGAAGGCCUGAAUUUAGCAAGGGUCCACCCAGGUACCUCUAUCACUGCCUCGGUUACAGCUUCUUCGCUGGCCAGUUCAUCUCCCCCCAGUGGACACUCAACGCCAAAGCUCACCCCGCGAAGCCCUGCCAGGGAAAUGGAUCGGAUGGGAGUCAUGACACUGCCAAGUGAUCUAAGGAAACAUCGGAGAAAGAUUGCAGUGGUGGAAGAAGAUGGUCGGGAGGAUAAAGCAACUAUAAAAUGUGAAACUUCUCCUCCCCCUACCCCUAGAGCCAUCAGGAUGACUCACACCCUUCCCUCCUCCUACCACAAUGAUGCCCGAAGUAGUUUAUCUGCCUCCCUUGAGCCAGAAAGCCUUGGGCUUGGCAGUUCCAAUAGCAGCCAAGACUCUCUUCACAAAGCCCCCAAGAAGAAAGGAAUCAAGUCUUCAAUAGGACGUCUGUUUGGUAAAAAGGAAAAAGCCCGACUCGGGCAGCUCCGAGGCUUUAUGGAGACUGAAGCUGCUGCUCAGGAGUCCCUGGGGUUAGGCAAACUUGGAACUCAAGCUGAGAAGGAUAGAAGACUGAAGAAAAAGCAUGAACUUCUAGAAGAAGCUCGGAGGAAGGGAUUACCUUUUGCUCAGUGGGAUGGGCCCACUGUCGUUGCAUGGCUGGAGCUCUGGUUGGGAAUGCCCGCUUGGUAUGUAGCAGCCUGCCGAGCCAACGUGAAAAGUGGUGCCAUCAUGUCUGCUUUAUCAGACACUGAGAUCCAGAGAGAAAUUGGAAUCAGCAAUCCCCUGCAUCGCUUAAAGCUGCGAUUAGCAAUCCAGGAGAUGGUUUCCCUAACGAGUCCUUCAGCUCCUCCGACAUCCCGAACUCCUUCAGGCAACGUUUGGGUGACCCAUGAAGAAAUGGAAAAUCUUGCCGCUCCAGCGAAAACGAAAGAAUCUGAGGAAGGAAGCUGGGCCCAGUGUCCGGUUUUUCUACAGACUCUGGCAUAUGGAGAUAUGAACCACGAGUGGAUUGGAAACGAAUGGCUUCCCAGCCUGGGGUUACCUCAAUACAGAAGUUAUUUUAUGGAAUGCUUGGUAGAUGCAAGAAUGUUAGAUCACCUAACAAAAAAAGAUCUCCGUGUCCAUUUAAAAAUGGUGGAUAGUUUCCAUCGAACAAGUUUACAAUAUGGAAUUAUGUGUUUAAAGAGGUUAAAUUAUGACAGAAAAGAACUAGAAAGAAGACGAGAAGCAAGCCAACAUGAAAUAAAGGAUGUGUUGGUGUGGAGCAACGAUCGAGUGAUUCGCUGGAUACAAGCAAUUGGACUUCGAGAAUAUGCAAAUAAUAUUCUUGAGAGUGGUGUGCACGGCUCACUGAUAGCCUUGGAUGAGAACUUUGACUACAGCAGCUUAGCUUUGUUACUACAGAUUCCAACACAGAACACCCAGGCAAGGCAGAUUCUUGAAAGGGAAUACAAUAACCUCCUGGCUCUGGGAACUGAACGGCGGCUGGAUGAAAGUGAUGAUAAGAAUUUCAGGCGUGGGUCAACAUGGAGAAGACAGUUUCCUCCCCGUGAAGUACACGGAAUCAGCAUGAUGCCUGGGUCCUCAGAAACGUUACCAGCUGGAUUUAGGUUAACCACAACAUCUGGGCAGUCGAGGAAAAUGACAACGGAUGUUGCCUCAUCAAGACUGCAGAGGUUAGACAACUCCACUGUUCGCACAUACUCAUGUUGACAAGCCACUCAAAGGAGGCAGCACUGACUUGCUAUGUCGUCUUUUCAGCCUACUCUACCUAAAGUGCACUACCAUCUAUGAAGACAAACAGUAAAACCUUUGUGAAGACUGAAUUCUAAGGAAAUAACCACCAGUGGUUUAUUAUGCUGAAAAUGUGAUUUUGGGGGAGUCAAAUAUUAAGUUUGAUUAGUUUACUACAAUUGUAAGAAAAUGCUUAAGUCAUUUGAAUAAUAAGCAUCAUCCACGUCAUAAAUUCUGUACAACAGAUGCUUUUAUGAAAUGGAGCCACUCGUUUUUUCAUGUUUUAUUGUAAAAUACUAGGCAUUUAUGUAUUACUGUGUAUGUAUUUCUUUUUAAAUGUGUAAGUCUUAUGUAAAUGGAUAUAAAUAUGAUUUUUAAAAAAAUAAAAUAUAUGGUUCAUGGAGUCUCGAGUGCAAACAUUUGACAAUUCCAAGUACUGUUUGUAUUUUACCAUUCCACCAUUUUUACAGUUUCUGAAUUGUAACAGUCAAAUCGAUAUGUUUCUCCUUCAAGUCUGUCAAUACUUAAAGCUGAAAACCUGCCUCUGAUCAUGUAAAAAGGAAUGAUUUAACCUGGAACUGGAGCCAAAAAUAGUCCUUUAAAGGCAAUCAGGGAUGUCCUAUAUCUUUAGAAAUAGCACUGUGAUGGCUCGAUCUCCUUUUCAACACAAAACAAAGCUAAACUGUUUACAAGAGUCAAGAGCAAAUAUUUAAAAAAAUAAUUUAUAAGGAAUAAACAGCAUCUUCUCUUGUUAUCUGUGGACCAAGAAAAAAGAGAAAAAACAAAACAAAAAAAAAAACUUCUUUACUAAGAACCACAUGUUCAUCAGAUAUCUCGAACCGCCAGCCGGCACUGUUCAGUGAAUGUCAACCACUGCAGAGUCCGAGGCUCAUUUCCAUUGAAAAAAAACAAAAAACCCAGAAACCUUUCCCUUUUGUCAAUGUAACAGGGCAUUAGCCAGACUCAUGUCUAAUGUUAUAAGCUUCUAGCCAAGAUGGCCUUGUUGCGACUUCCCUGAAGUCAGUCUUAUCAGAGGAAAUAAAUGAAAGACAGAAUGAUUAACAUAUAUAGUGUAUAAAAGUAUAGAAGAGUAAUCUCUUCCCUGUGGCUUUAUUUGGUGGUGUUACUGUUGUUUAUUCUUUGUUUAUACGGGAGAUUUCAAAGUAAAACCUAUUUAAUAAUACCAUUUAUCUAACUGCUGAUUUUCUGCUGCUUGAUCUUAUGAAGCGCAAGACCUGUCAUUAGUAAUUUCCUUUUUGUAUUUAAUUUGCUGUUUGCACGUACAUUACAUUUGUUUUGAUGUCUAUUUUUGUUUAACAGAUUCAGUCAAAAGGUAAUGGUAACAGAAACCCUCUCCAUUGUCAAUAAAAAAAAAUACUUCCA
Messenger RNA from Felis catus (domestic cat), 5441 nucleotides. It is a transcript of the gene PPFIA2, whose product is annotated as PTPRF interacting protein alpha 2. The transcript is spliced from 33 exons. Gene Ontology annotation, cellular component: presynaptic active zone. Gene Ontology annotation, biological process: synapse organization. Gene Ontology annotation, molecular function: protein binding. Lineage: Eukaryota; Metazoa; Chordata; Mammalia; Carnivora; Felidae. The record is from RefSeq and is a predicted model, not a curated record. The coding region runs from base 177 to 4037 and encodes 1286 amino acids.